AUGGAUCAAUCCGAGUCAAUACUGCGCGCUGCUUCCUACCACUGCGAGGACUUUGGCCGCUCCGUCAUCCAGAUUGACCACCACCACUGCGAGGUCGUCCGAUCAUCCAUCUUCAAGCCUUUCGGCGAUGAUCCCGACGACGGCCUUGGAGCGCUCGAUAUUCUUCCCGUAGAGAUUUUGUCCUCCAUCUGCCUCAUGCUCGACGUCGAUGCUGGCUUUCGCUUCAGUCAAGCCAGUCGCCGCGCUCGGGCAGUCGUCGCCUCGAUUCCUGAGUAUCGCCAUCUCGGCGACCACGCGCUGCAAUGCCUCUGCGCGCUCCUUCGAACCGAUAUCGGCCACCACGUCGCCAUCAGCACACUGCACUCAGCACUGGUGACGCAAGAUUGCCAGUCUUGCGGUUUCUUCGCUGGAUAUCUCUUCUUGCCGACCCUCACGCGAUGCUGCUUUCCGUGCAUUGAAUCGGCCAAGGGAUUGAGCGCGGCACCUCUGGAGAAGCUGGCCAGCGAAUCUGGCAUGUCGGUCGACCAGCUCAAAGAGGCCAUCCCGAUCUUCCACACGCUGUCAACAUUACACAACUCAGCGAGCGCGAUACGCGGCGGCCGGCGAUUCCUCGUAGCAGAAAAGCACUGCAUCGGGAUUCUGCGAUCAAUCGGACACCCGGAGCCGACGCCGGCCUACUUUUCCUUGAUGCACCUGCCUGGCUUCGGAUUUGAAGCAUCCGCGACCUUGCCAUCCUUGAACCCCAAGACGGGCGAGAUUGAGACUGGAGUCUCAUGCAAAGGCUGCCAAGUAGCGAUGAGGAUCUCGCCCUCCGAAGAGGCCUACAAACUCCGACAGCGCGUGUAUUCGAGGGAGAAGUUUUUGGACCAUUUCCAAGCUUGUGCACACGCAAAGACCAUUUGGGACUCCAGCCAGCGGACAAUCAGUUUCCGUUCAUGA
Molecule: messenger RNA, 939 nt
Organism: Ilyonectria robusta
Lineage: Eukaryota; Fungi; Ascomycota; Sordariomycetes; Hypocreales; Nectriaceae
Product: F-box domain-containing protein
Exons: 1
Coding region: 1-939 (312 amino acids)
Molecular function (GO): protein binding
Source: RefSeq, a predicted model, not a curated record